Actinia tenebrosa (Australian red waratah sea anemone) is the source of this 711-nucleotide messenger RNA. RefSeq names its product centromere protein W. Lineage: Eukaryota; Metazoa; Cnidaria; Anthozoa; Actiniaria; Actiniidae. Gene Ontology annotation, biological process: kinetochore assembly; chromosome segregation; mitotic cell cycle. Gene Ontology annotation, molecular function: protein heterodimerization activity; DNA binding. The record is from RefSeq and is a predicted model, not a curated record. Gene Ontology annotation, cellular component: kinetochore; nucleoplasm.
ACUCUUAUUUUGUUAAUUUUGAACGUUUUUUCUUCAAUUAUUUUACUCAUCUAAAUCGCUUUAAGGACUCUAGAGAGGCUUUAGUAAGGCAUUUAUUAUAACCAUGAAGCGAAGGUUCCCAAGAGCAAGGCAAAAAGCUAUCAUCAAGAAGUUUGAGAGCAAAGCAAGGCUUGCAAAAAGCGUUGACAUAUUGAUAUUUUUAGAUUAUAUGAUGUUUUUACGAAGACUUGCUUUAGAGGCAAAUGUACAAGCUAAAGAAAACAAGGAAAGGACUAUAGAAGCUCACCACAUAAACGAAGUGUUAAAGAAAACACUUAAGACGUGCAGAGGGUAGGAUGUCAUGUUGAUAAUAUAGAGGAUAAAUACAUAUCUAUCAAAGGAGGCAUGCUGGAACUGCCAACUUAAACAUAGAUGAUUAAUCAUACCCCAUGUCGUUGGAUGUAGUCUAAUUAUUAUUGAAACCUCUUACCGUAUCAGCCUUUCUUGAGCAACUUCUUUUAGGAAAACUCUAUUCUCUAAUAAAUCACACGUGAAUUAUUUUUAUGCUAAAUUUGAAUCCCAUUUAUUACAUUAUAAGACAGUCAUUCACAACAUUAAUUUUUGACAACACAGCAGGAAGUCUCUACAGGUGUUGUAGAUUAUUAUUCUAAGUCUUUAAUUUUAUAUUUGUAUCUCUAUACAAUACAUGAAAUUAAAAUCGCAAUCUUAUUA